AGAGGAUUUUGACCCCUCUACCCAAUGGCUGCGUUAGGUAUAGAGUUUUGGGGAGUGCAUAUAAUCAACAUAUUAUCGAAGGUGCUUAGAAAUUGAUCCUGUAUUUCGAGGUAGUUCAAAUUCGCCUCUCUUGGACCUUCGGGUUUGACCUGAAUUUUCAGUGCUUGGUGGAGAAUAAUUCACGCGUAUCAUGCCGAAGAGAAAGUCUCCAGAGGGUCCUGAGGGCAAGGAGGCCUCCAAAGUCACAAAACAAGAGCCCACCAGAAGGUCAGAGAGACUGUCAGCGAAACCCGCUCCUCCCAAGCCUGAGACCAAGCAGCCCAAGAAAGUCAUCGUCAAGAAGGUGGCAGAUGACAAGGGGGUGAAGGCAAAGAAAGGCGGCCCUAAGGGGAAGAAGGAUGACGGCCCUGCCCAGAAUGGAGAGACCAAGUCCAAUGAGAUCUAUGUGUCUCGUCCGUCUGUCAGUGUGUCUUCCCUCAGAAGCACAGCCCCCUCCUUGAUGUCAGUGAGAGGGCAGAGUGAGACAGUCAGAGUUAAGGGUAACUGAAGCUGCGGAGGAGACGACUGAGGAGAAGGCGUAAGGACGCGGGAGCUUCCACCGACUCGUCCCCUCUGACUCUGAAAAGCAUCUUUUUUUACUGACGAUUUUUGUACCAUGCUGAAUUUUUUUUAGACUUGUGAUAGUAGAGACGGACAACCAGCAGCCUCAUCAUCAUUUGUCCUUUCAGCUCCUCUACCUACAGUAUGUUUCUGCCCAAUUCUCCCCCCUGCUCCAUUCUGUGUCACCAUACGCCUCUCAGAAGCAGCAAGACAGAAUGAUGUGGUUUUUUUUUUAUCAGAUGGCUGCAGAUGUUCUUCAUCUUGCCUGAAGGGGGCCGUUAACACGACUGUUACGAUCUCUAAACCAGCUCUGCCUAUAUUUGUAGUCUCUACAAAAGAUGAUCAUUAUUACUGGCAUUCUAUUUCCCUCCUGAUGGUUAAGGUGAGGAUUUGUGGACGCAUAUCAGCGGGUUAACUGCAGAGGUACAAGAAGAAACCAGGUUCAUAGUCACCAUGGAGGACAUCUGCAGCUUUUUUUUUUUUUUUAAAAAAAUCUUAGGUUUUAGAGUCACUACCACUGUGUUCCACACAUAGCUCCUUUUGUAUAUGUGUGUGCUGGAGCGAAUGUGUUUGUGGGUCUCUGUGUUUGACUUAGUUCACUUUGCCACCCCCCCUUCUUUUCUCUUUUUUUUUCCACCCUCUGAAUGCCUUGUCCUGCAGCAGAGUGACAUAGCAAUAAUGAGUGGUGCUUCUGUUCUAGAUGGCUCUAUUGGCUUUGGGCCCUCUGGGCUUCUUUGAGUUUCAUCCUGUUGGGAGAAUAUUUUGAAAUAAAAUAAAAAGUUGAUGUCA
Messenger RNA from Scatophagus argus, 1389 nucleotides. RefSeq names its product high mobility group nucleosomal binding domain 3 (gene hmgn3). Gene Ontology annotation, cellular component: nucleus; chromatin. The coding region runs from base 191 to 547 and encodes 118 amino acids. The record is from RefSeq and is a predicted model, not a curated record. Lineage: Eukaryota; Metazoa; Chordata; Actinopteri; Scatophagidae. Gene Ontology annotation, molecular function: nucleosomal DNA binding. The transcript is spliced from 7 exons. Gene Ontology annotation, biological process: chromatin organization.